Molecule: messenger RNA, 838 nt
Organism: Humulus lupulus (European hop)
Lineage: Eukaryota; Viridiplantae; Streptophyta; Magnoliopsida; Rosales; Cannabaceae
Product: glutathione S-transferase F11-like
Exons: 3
Coding region: 37-678 (213 amino acids)
Cellular component (GO): cytoplasm
Molecular function (GO): glutathione transferase activity; glutathione binding
Source: RefSeq, a predicted model, not a curated record
UUUAAUUCUGAAUUGUUGUUGUGUUGAGAGUUGAGAAUGGUGGUGAAAGUAUAUGGUUCAUUAAGGUCGGCGUGCACACAGAGGGUGCUUGCUUGCUUUCUUGAGAAGGGAAUUGAGUAUGAGAUUGUUCACGUAGACCUCCAAACUGCUCAGCAUAAACGACCCCAAUUUCUGCUCUUACAGCCAUUUGGACAAGUUCCAGUAAUUGAAGAAGGCGAGUUUAGACUUUUCGAAUCAAGAGCAAUCAUAAGGUACUACGCAACCAAGUACGCCGAUGAAGGAGCUGAGCUAUUGGGGGCGACGGCGGAGGAGAGAGCCAUAGUGGACCAAUGGGUAGAAGUAGAAUCCAACAACUUCAACGAGUUAGUCUACACACUGGUGCUUCAGAUCCUAAUCCUGCCUAGUAUGGGAGAGGUGGGAAACUUGGCUCUGGUGCACAGCUGUGAGGAAAAGCUGGUGAAAGUGCUUGACGUGUACGAGGAGAGAUUGGGGAAGAGCAAAUACCUUGGCGGUGACGCUUUCAGUCUGGCCGAUCUGACCCAUCUUCCGGCGAUUAGAUAUUUGGUGAAUGAAAUUAAAAUGGGGCAUCUAGUGGCUGAGAGGAAGAACGUCAAGGCCUGGUGGGAAACCAUCUCCAACCGCCCUGCUUGGAAGAAAUUAAUAAACACUAUUAAUUAAUUAGCUCCCUUCUAGAUGAAACUUUCACAAACUUUAUGUUAAGUAAUUUCAUCUAUCUUAUGUUUUUAUUUCUGUCACAUCUUUUUCUAUUUUAUGUUGGGAGAAAAAUAUGUCUACUAAGUUUCUACGAGUAAUAAUAAUAAUUUUACUUUCAAGAAAA